Messenger RNA from Eurypyga helias (sunbittern), 1519 nucleotides. Its product is annotated as protocadherin-16-like. The annotation marks the transcript as partial. Lineage: Eukaryota; Metazoa; Chordata; Aves; Eurypygiformes; Eurypygidae. The transcript has a single exon. Gene Ontology annotation, molecular function: calcium ion binding. Gene Ontology annotation, cellular component: plasma membrane. The record is from RefSeq and is a predicted model, not a curated record. Gene Ontology annotation, biological process: homophilic cell-cell adhesion.
GAUUAAAGCGCACGGAGGAGACCGGGUGCCCUCCGCUCUGUCCUCCGCCAUGGAGCAGCUGAAGGGCUCGGCCAUGCUUCUGCUGGAGCUGCUGAUUCUGGGGGGGCUGAGAGCGGGGGAGGGCUCUGCUGUCCUGGGCACCCUGGAUCUGCAAAUCGACGAGGAGCAGCCAGCCGGCACCAUCAUCGGGGACAUCAGUGCGGGGCUGCCCCCUGGGACUGCUGCCUACAUGUAUUUCAUCUCGGCGCAGGAGGGCAGCGGCGUUACCACCGACCUGGGCAUAGAUGAGAACACCGGCAUCAUCAAAACCGCGCGUGUCCUGGACCGCGAGACUCGGGACCGCUACAGCUUCAUUGCUGUUACGCCGGAGGGCAUCACGGUGGAGGUGAACAUCCAAGUGAAUGACAUCAACGACCAUGCUCCGGCCUUUCCCAAGCAGCACAGCACCUUCCAGAUCCCGGAGCACACCCCCAUUGGCACCAGGUUUCCCCUGGACCCGGCCUUUGAUGCUGACAGUGGCCUACUCAACACACAAGGCUAUGCCAUUAAGGGAGAGAACGCAGGGCAGGCCUUCCGCCUGGAAACACGCCGAGGACCCAAUGGGGUCCUGUAUUUGGACCUGGUGGUCAGCAACGUCUUGGAUCGGGAGAACCGUUCAUCGUACUCCCUGCUGCUGGAAGCCUAUGAUGGGGGCUCUCCUCCCCGGAGCACCCAGAUGACGCUGGAUGUGUCCAUCCAGGACAUCAACGACAACGCUCCGAGCUUCAACCAGAGCCGCUAUCACACUCUCAUCUCGGAGAACCUGAAACCUGGCAGCAGCAUCCUGCAGGUCUUUGCCUCUGACGCGGACGAGGGUGACAACGGGGAUGUGAUCUACGAGAUCAACAGGCGGCAGAGCGAUCCGGACCAGUACUUCACCAUCGAUGCCCGGACUGGAGUCAUCAAGCUCAACAAGGGCCUGGACUAUGAGGUGAGGAAGGUGCACGAGCUGGUGGUGCAGGCGAGAGAUAAGGCUGUCCACCCGGAGGUCACCACAGCCUUCGUCACCAUUCACGUGCGCGACUACAAUGACAACCAGCCCACCAUGACCAUCAUCUUCCUGAGUGAAGACGGCUCCCCUCAGAUCUCCGAGGGAGCCCAGCCCGGCCAGUACGUGGCUCGCAUCUCUGUUUCCGACCCGGACUACGGCGAGUACUCCAAUGUCAACGUCACGCUGGAGGGAGGCGACGGCAAGUUCGCCCUCACUACCAAGGACAACAUCAUCUACCUCAUCUGCGUGGACCAGCUUCUGGACCGGGAAGAAAGAGACUCCUAUGAUUUGCGGGUGACAGCUACUGACUCGGGAACGCCGCCGCUGCGGGCGGAGUCAGCCUUCGUGCUGCAGGUGGUGGACGUCAAUGACAACCCCCCGCUCUUCGACCAGCAGGAGUACAAGCAGAGCAUCCCCGAGGUGGUGUACCCAGGCAGCUUCGUCCUGCAGGUGACGGCGCGUGACAAGGACCAGGGUCCCAACGGGGAG